AUGCAGGGCCGCAUGCAGCUGUGCGCGUUGGACUGCGCCGACGAAAUGGCCGCCGCCGUUCCACCGGGGACCAAGGAGAGCGACCCCGUAUUGCAGCAAGGCGCAUUGCAGAACAUGGAGUGCACAGCGGCGUGUGCCUCCAAGUCAGUCUUGCUGAUGUCGAGCACGCUGGCUAAGAUAUCGGCGGCAGCACAUGAAGCGGCGAAACAGGCGAAAUAG
Molecule: messenger RNA, 219 nt
Organism: Ectocarpus siliculosus
Lineage: Eukaryota; Phaeophyceae; Ectocarpales; Ectocarpaceae
Source: the annotation of a GenBank genome assembly